This is a messenger RNA of Linum trigynum, 949 nucleotides long. NCBI's taxonomy places the organism in Eukaryota, Viridiplantae, Streptophyta, Magnoliopsida, Malpighiales, Linaceae. The record is from the annotation of a GenBank genome assembly.
GCCAAAUCCACCCCAUCUUCGAGGGAAAGAGAAGAAAAACCUGAGGAAAACCUUAAAGGAAAAAAUGAAUGACCUGCUCAUCCAUAACAAAAGGGACUGAAAGAAUAAAAGGGCAAAAAGCUAAGCAGAUCCGGUUCUGUUCAGCAUCAUGAGUGGAACUCCCAUGUCCGCCAACCAAUCCCAGGAAAAACGGGCGAAAAUAUGUGGCGAGAACAGCGAUCGAACGCCGGCGACGGUUGCUCUCCGGGCCGGGUCAACAAAAUUUAGAAUAGAGAGAGAUGAGGAAGUUGGGGUUCAUGAGAAAGACCGACGACUGUAAACCUGGAAUCCCCUUGGGAUCUGCAGAUGCCACUGUUGCUGCUUCCGAUCAAGUGAGCCAUCCCGACGGGCUUGGUGUGUCUGAGGUUUUGCUCGGAGCCACAGAGCAGAGAGAAGGGAGUGGGAGAAGGACUGCGAGUGAAUCCCCUCGCCUUUUCUGCUUUCUUUCUCAUCAUUGCCCAAUCUGCUCUCUCCCUCAGCCGCCCAGUCUCCAUCACACUCCUCACAGUGGUGAAGUUCCCAAAAAUUAUCGGGCAGAGGGAAUCACAUGCGAUUUGAAGGAGAGAAGGAUCGAGAGAGAUAAAGAGAGAAGAAGUAAAUAUGAAGGGGGAUUCGAGGGGCACGUGUCCAUCAGCAGUAGUCUUCCCUCCUCACAGUGGUGACGUUCCCAAAAAUUCUCGGGCAGAGGGAAUCACAUGUGAUUUGAAGGAGAGAAUGAUCGAGAGAGAUAAAGAGAGAAGAAGUGAAUAUGAAGGGGGAUUCGAGGGCCACGUGAUGUCCACAGCAACAACAGAGGGCAAAACCGCCGGGCAGCCAAUAAGAAAAGGCGGUCGGGCCCAAUCGCAGACCAGGAACCAAUAGGAGGAGGGUGAAUAGUAAUUUUGAGUCUAAAUGAACAGGAAUUUCGAGU